Molecule: messenger RNA, 5405 nt
Organism: Lepidothrix coronata (blue-crowned manakin)
Lineage: Eukaryota; Metazoa; Chordata; Aves; Passeriformes; Pipridae
Gene: TMEM181
Product: transmembrane protein 181
Exons: 18
Coding region: 208-1635 (475 amino acids)
Molecular function (GO): toxic substance binding
Source: RefSeq, a predicted model, not a curated record
GUGCCACGGCAGCGGCGGCGCCGGGAGGAGGUGCCGGCAGUGCGCGCGCGGGCCGGGAUGGAGCCUCAUGUGCUGCCUCAUUAGCUAUUAAACGUUGUGGAAUACAUCUACAAGAAGAAAUUCAAGGUCUUCUGAGGGACACCGAAGCGAGCAAUGUCUUUAAACCAUGAGGAAGUGCAGGGUGUAUGGAUAGACCCAGUACUGUGAAUGCUGGCACCGAUGCGAUUAUAUACACUGUCCAAAAGGCAUUUUGUUCUGGUCUUUGUAGUAUUCUUUGUUUGUUUUGGUCUGACAGUCUUCAUAGGAAUAGCAGGUCCUAAUGUAAUUGAAACUUCUGUAGCAAGAACAGACUUAAAUAACAGCCUAAAGCUGAAGCCAUUUAAUUUGAGUUCUCCACCGCUGUCAACUUACAAUCAGCAGCUGUGGCUGACCUGCGUAGUUGAGUUGGAUCAGCAUGAUGUAUCCCUCAAAAAGAAUGUUACUAUGACAGUCAAAGUACUUGGAGUGGUGAAGGAUGGAAGCACACCAUAUGUUAAUAAUCAAGUUCACAAUCGAACAAGAUUACUCAGUUGUGCACAAAAAUGCAGUGAAAUCAUUGUUGCUCACCUUGGCUACCUGAACUACACUCAGUACAACAUAUUUGUUAGCUUUGAAGAUCUAAACAAGUUAACAUACACUAUCCAGAAUAUUACUUUCACAUGGAAGACCUACAAUCCAACUUUUUCGCAAGUGGAAAUAUGGUUCCGAUUUGUCUUUGUAGUUCUUACUUUUAUGGUCACGUGUCUGUUUGCACAUUCUCUGCGGAAAUUCUCCAUGAGAGAUUGGGGUAUUGAACAGAAAUGGAUGUCCAUCCUACUUCCGCUCUUACUACUUUACAAUGAUCCAUUUUUCCCCCUUUCUUUUCUGGUCAACAGCUGGUUUCCUGGAAUGCUGGAUGAUCUAUUCCAGUCACUGUUUCUGUGUGCGUUGUUGUUGUUCUGGCUUUGUGUCUACCAUGGUAUAAGAGUACAGGGGGAAAGGAAGUGCUUAACUUUCUAUCUGCCCAAAUUCUUUAUUGUUGGACUAUUGUGGCUGGCCUCUGUUACACUGGGAAUAUGGCAAACCGUUAAUGAAGUACAUGAUCCUACAUAUCAAUACAGGGUUGACACAGGCAAUUUUCAGGGAAUGAAGAUCUUCUUCCUUGUAGUGGCAACCACAUACGUUCUCUACCUUUUGUUCCUGAUAGUGAGGGCAUGCUCAGAACUUCGAAACAUGCCUUAUGUUGAUCUCAGGUUAAAAUUCUUGACUGCAUUAACAUUUGUAGUGCUUGUUAUUAGCAUCGUUAUACUCUACCUACGCUUUGGAGCACAGGUUCUACAGGAUAACUUUGUUGCUGAGCUGUCGACUCAUUAUCAGAAUUCAGCAGAAUUCUUAUCAUUUUAUGGUUUACUGAACUUUUAUCUCUACACAUUAGCCUUCGUGUAUUCCCCCUCGAAGAAUGCACUAUAUGAAUCACAGUUGAAAGACAAUCCUGCUUUUUCUAUGCUGAAUGAUUCCGAUGAUGAUGUGAUUUAUGGGAGUGACUAUGAAGAAAUGCCACUUCAAAACGGCCAAGCUAUUAGAGCCAAGUAUAAAGAGGAAUCAGACAGUGAUUGAUUGAUUGAUUUUGAUGCAGACAGACUUGUUCAGCUGGAAUUAAGCCAAUUUUGAAGUUUUCCUAGAUGGACAUCUUCCUUGGCUUCCUUACAGUCUGCUGUCAUUUUAACACCAACUCCCGGGAAGGACAUCCUGCUUCUGUUUCUGUUUACAGAGUUAAAACUGAGAAAACGAAUGCUUGAAAUGGUUGGGGUGAAAACUUAAGAAACCAAAAUUUUUAUAUGUCUUAUAAAAUGCUUGAUACAGGAUGUCUGUGAACUAAAAUCUUUAAGUCUAUUUCCAUUUCAAAGUCUCACGAAUUAUAUACUGAGUUGCGAAUUGCUUCCUUGCUGCUUGGUUUUGGUGGGUUUUGUUUGGUUGGUUUUUGUUUUGUUUUGGUUUUUUUUAGGAUGAUGUACAGCAUACUGCCAUUCAUCUGUUAUAUUUGCAUUAGCUGCUGUGUAUAUUGUCCACUGCUGUAUGAAGUUCCUCAUUUCCCUUUCAAUUUUCUACCUUAGUCUUUUGAGCUGGAGGCAGGGAAUGAACUAGUCUUUUUUUUUUUUUCAUUAAUACAAGAAAACACAGGCUUUCUUUUCUUCCUUUGAAUAAGUGAUACAGACUUAAGACCAUUUUUUAAUAAGUUUACUGGAUUUGUAGGCGCAAGCUAGUCAAGUUCUUGUGAGCCAAAAUAGUCUCAGUGGUGCAAAAUUAUUUGUAUAAUGUAUGUUUCCUGACAUCCUUUACUGCCACAACAGAAGUGUCUAUUGUUUUUUCUUAGAACAUCCCUUUCAAACUGAAAUAUUUCAGCAACAGCAAAUCUCAGAAGGAGGCCUGUACUUUUCUUCUUGCUCUUUUUGUAUACUGGAGGAGACUGUUGCACUUACAGAGAAUACAGUAUGAAAGUUUCAUAAGUAAUUGCAAUUUCAAAUUUCCAAACAUUUCACUUUUACAGAUUUUUUUUUCUACAUCAGAAUUUUUCCUUAAGUUGUAUUAGGGAAUAGUUAAUCUACAUCCUAGGAACAACUGUGGUUCUCAUGUACUGAAUGGGCCUGAGAGUUAGCUUGUGAGCAUGUUCUGUGCAUAGUUCAGCUGCUUUGUCAUACCACAGUCACCACCUGUACUGAGGGGAACUUUUUUAGCACAUUUUGUGAUUAUUUGUAUUCCAGUCUGUGCUGGAACAAAGUUAUAUGGGAAUUAAGUAUUCCAUGUACAAUGCUGCUGCUCUAUUUAGAAGUUGGUUUUCUCCUACACUACUGUUCAGUUCUUUAUUUAAGUGGGUGCUGUUUGUUUUUUAUAAAUGCUUUUGUUCUCAGAUACUUGGCCUGUCUAAAAGUAUCUCUUUUUCUUAUGGAUUUGUAACUGAGAUUUACUCCUGUAAAAUUUCUCUGCCCUGCUGCUACAGAAGGCUCUCAAAAGCACUGUUCAUGUAUUAGAAUAUGGUGCCGGGUUGCACUAGAAAAUUGUGCUCAUCGCUGAAGUAUUUAAAGCAGAAUAGUGCAAUGAAGUCCUGCUAGACUUGCUGAAUCAUAUUGGGGAGAAAAUAGAUUUGUUCUGCUUUGGUGCAACAACUGCUCUAGACCAUUCCCAUUGCAAUAACCUUUUGGUUCAAGAUCAUGAAGGGGAGACUUCACAGGGCAGCAAUUCAGUUAGGGGGGACCAAAGGAACUGCUUCAUGUGGUUGCAUCCUUGUUAUCAUAGAAUAGUUCAGAUUAAAUCAGUGCUCUGCUAAAGACGUGUACUGAGACAUUGUGUGUGUGUGUGUGAGAGAGAGAGAGAGAACUUUCUACAAUUAUGGAGAGCUGUGAAAUUUUUGAGAGUAUCUGAAAUUUAAAACUUUCUGCGCCAGGGAUCGUUUAUUUGUUAGAAGCCAAAGCACUGCUGUAUGGCAAAAGCAAGGAAACUGCUGGGGGAGGAGGUUUUUCCCUUUAAUUUCUUAAUUGGUCUUACUUCAGAAGAACAUAUAGGAAAACAUUCAAGAAGUAUUUCAAGUUAUGGGUGGUUUUCUUUCCAGUGAACUAUUGUAAGCUCUUCCUCCAGCACUUCCUUUUAGACUUUUUUUAACAAGUAUGGGAGAUGCUCUGUAUCCUAAAAUUAGAGAGCCCAUUCUCAUUUUUACUCUUCCUGAGGCCUACAGCUAUUUGAAUUUGCAGAGUCAGGUUUGGGAGCCAACUUGGAUUGUUUGCAUACCCCAAAUCCUUUUGAGUUCCAUUAGAGUAACAGUGGGUACAGAAAAGUAGGUCUUCAAAAACUGAUAUUUACGUGAUACUUAUAUAUUCAGAUAUUUUUUCUCUGAUACUGUUUAAUUCACUCUGUUUAAUUACUGUUUAAUUGUUCUGAAGAGAGAAAAUUUGACCAAUGUGCAAAGUGCACUAAUGUUUCUUAUACAGUCUGAACUGGUUGUUACAGUUAACUCUGAAAUAGUGUCAUGCUUUGGGAUUUCAUUAACUAAAGAAUGUAUUUAUAAUCUACGUUUGAGGUUUUUUUUUUCUAAGUUGUUCUCAGCCCAUUUCUCUUGCUGUUUUGUUUGCAUUAACUUUACUACAUCACUACAUUCAAAGUGGCAAUAGAAAAGUGAAGAAUGGGAAAUUGUGCUUAAAGCAAGUUUCUCACUAUGAAAAUAGUGAGAAAAUAGUUUCCGUGUUAAUUUUUUGAGAUUCUAUUUAAGCAAUGUUUGCCAUGCCAGUUAGCUUUAUAUUUUGAAAGUGCUAGUGUUAUGGUAAGCUCGGUUGAAGCACUGUCGCAUCAAAUUCAAUUUACAGUAAGAUGACAAAAGCAGUGAAGCAGUUUUAAAGAACUAGUUUUGGUAGCAAGAAAUCUCAAUUUGACUCCUUGUAUUUCCAUGAUCGGAAAGCAGAGACGGUAUUUGAAGAAUGCUACAAUAUGGAUUGAAAACAGCUUGGAAAUAGGUGGUAUAAAUUCACCUCUGAGUAUUGUAACCUAAGGGUGAAACAGAAGAAAUCUGGGUAAGAAACUAGCCAGGUUUUCCUUUCACUACUGCUAAAGUAAUUAUCUCCAUCAUGAGUGGAACUGUAUAACACGAGAAAAGUACACAAAAAGGCCCACAGCAUCCAGUGAUCCUGCUCUAAGGAGAGGCUAUUUAUUAAAUAACUGCAAGACUUUCACCUACACCAUGAUCACAAGGGACUUUUAAGAAUCAAUCGAGUGUGAGUCAUUCAUAGCAACUAUUUUCUGUAGUAUUUGCUUUAAAAAUACAGUUGAUGUUGGAAUUGGAAUUGGUUGGAAACUUUCCUACAAGUGGCAAAGAAGAGGAAGCCUAAGGUUUAACACCAGUGAGACACAGUUAGUGCAUUGAACCUCUCAUUCCAAUACUGGGGAGAAUGGUUCCAGCUAGGAAAGACUUUGAUCUGUUGUCUCUGAGCCAAAUGACAACUUUUUAUCCAUAGUUUCCCCACCUAUUUCCUUUUGCUUAUGCCAGUAAUAACCUUUGCAUUACUGUAAAACUUUUUUUAGAAGUUUGUAAAUAUGUAAAAUGAAAAUAUGGAAAAAUUGUGUACCAAAAUGGUAUAAAAAUGUGUAAGAUAAAUGCUCUGUUUAAUGAGAAGCUGUAAUUAAAUGCUGCUUUGAGAAAGUGUGCAUGAGGAUGUGUUAAAUAUUCUGUGUAUCCAGAAGUUGUACUGGUAACAGCAAAUAUCCAUUUAUGUUGUAAAACUUAAUGCUAAUAUGGAAAAUGAAGGAAAACUGAAUAUUUUACUUAAAGUUUCUUGGAAGAAUUCAUGUGCAUAAUCAUUGUUAAAUAUGUUCAUAAUAAAGUUUUAUACCUUUAUAUUGUA